UGACAAGAGAAACCAGGUAACUUGCAGCAGGAAGAAAGUCACCGUGAACCGUCGGCGUAAAAAACAAACAAACAAAAAGACACAAUGAGUGAUUCAGAACAGCAACAAGAGGCUGAGAAGGAGUCCCAGCCUCAGUGGCCUGAGAAUGGAGGAGAGUGGAGUGAUGAAGAGGAUGGGACCAACAUGGACUGUGGGCUCCUGCAAGCCAUGGCUGAGGAAGAUGAGGCGAUAAACGUCCACAAUGAGGAGACGUUUGGAAUGGAUCUGGAUGCCACAGAGGACCCCAGCCUCGAUGUGCGUCAGUUUGGAGAGCCGCUGCCCCCACCACCUCCACCUCCACCAGACCCCAAACCCUCACCCCGCAGAAGCCCCCCCUCCCCUCCCAGACAGAGACCACAAUAUUUCUCCCGGGCUCCUCCAGCGCAGCGCGGCAGAUGCAGGGCGCUGAGAGGAGGGCUGGGCAGGGGGCAGAUGUUUGAAGACCCCGCUGUGAUGAGGACAGUGGAGGGGAGACCCAGCAUCAAGACUCUUGACAGUGCCAUAGUGGACCUCGGGAAUACCAUGUAUCAUAAAACCUUUGACGAUGAUUUUAUGUUACCAUCUUCCACAAAGACUAGAAGAAUCUCAGGAUCAAUACUUCAGGACAGUGCUAUCGUGUGUGUGAUUGAUGGCCACAGAGGGAGAGGGCAGCACCUGACCUCCAACUUCCGGGAUGUGCCGUGUCCCGCCUCUUACUACAGGGGCCGGACAGGGGAGCUCGGAGGAUCUUACUCCAGGAGCCCGUUUGACCUAAGAGGCCCCUCUCAGAUGCAUACGUCCAUGGUAGGAAGAUCACCUAUCUUCUCACGUCAGCCGUUAACCCCACGGCAACAUUACAAUCAGCAGACGGGAGGCUUCAUGAGCUGCCCCUCCACCCCAAAGAUGAUGCAACUUCGCUUCGGUGCCAACUCUCCGAGGCCGUCCGCCUUUUACAGCCCCGCGUCUAAUCCGGUGCAGCAUUUCAGAUACCCCGGUCCCGUCACCAUGCUCCACCCACAACAUAGACGGCUUCUCAGUCAAAAACAACGUAUUUUCCAAAGAAAAACAGAGGACUGGGAUCCUUACUGUAAUCUCAUGACGGCCAAAGAGAAGGAGUGGAUCACCCGGCUGCAGAUGAUCCAGCUGCAGAGUGAGAAUCCAUACCAUGAGGACUACUACUACCAGGAGUACUACCGGCGAAUAGAAGCUAAGAUGGCAGAGGAAGAGCUGGGCACCAGGAGCAAGAGGGAGCCGCCUAAACUCACCACACCUUACAUCACCAAAACUGAUGUUUACGCACCAGUGAAGCACUUUGAAGGCUCUUUGGGUCAGGUUGCUGUGUCCACGUGUUACUCUCCUCGCCGGGCCAUCAGCGCAGUCAAUGCAGUCCAAACUCAGGGCCCGCUCGAGGAAAUGAAAGACAUCAAGCAGCAGCGGUUAGAGGUCCUCAGUAAAAUAGAAAAGUUGUUCAUGGUUCUGUUGGAGGUGGAGGAGGCAGAGAGGAUGAAAACCCCCCUCUUGUCUGAAGCAGAAGAAAGGAAGAUCAUGGAGAAGUCCCAGGGCAAAGUGGAGCACAUCUACUCCCAGCUGCAACAUCACAGCACCCUAGAUUCACGAGUGGAGUUUCUUCCUUUCCUGCUGGUCUCAAAAGGCAAAAGGCUCCUCGCCCGUCUGCUCCCGUUCCUGAAAAAUAAUGCUGCUCUGAAAAUCUUGAGCAUAGUGACCUCUAACCUUCCUGCACUGAUGAGCAGAGAUUCAGAAGAGGCCCUUCCAGUGCUCUACCCUCCUCUUCGCAAAGUGAUUGGAGGCCUGGCGUUCAGUCAGCUGAUCGGCGUCCUCAAAGAGCUGACGACAUACGAGUCUCUGACGCUGGCAUGUCAGAACAAGUUUGGACUGUCCUUGCUGUACGCUCUCCUGUCCCAAGGAGAGAAGCUGCUGUCCUCAGGCAUUCCUCUAGAGCCCAGCAUCGGCGACUUUGAGACAUGGACGGACACAAUCUUCCAGGUGGCGGGACAGCUGUCCGAGUCUUCUCUGGUGGAGCCGCUGCUCAUGCCCUCCAACCUGCUGACCCUCUUCUGCCGUUACCUGGACAAGCGCACUGUGUACCAGCUGAAAAGCAACAUGGAGUCUGCUACUGGAUACCUGGCUCUUGCAUCUUAAGGUGGACGUGAGCUAAAGAGACGUUCAGCUAAUGCCCAGGUUGUGAUGAACACUAGAGUUAUAGGAGAAGCAAAAUGCUGAAAGACUCCUCAGCGUUUAUUCACAAAAGAAGAAUGUACAAAAUGCUUUGAUGCUUAUAUUUUUUCCUCCUCUUCCUUAUCCCUUCACAUUUUUGCACACCGUCUGUUUCCCCUUUUUAUUUCCUUUGUCUGAUCGUGUUACUUUCCUCUCUUUGGUCUCCAGUAGGUUACAGCAUUGCAAGUUAUUCUGAAGUCGCAAACCUGACUUUUCUUUUGUUUUAAUAACAAAUUGCCAUCAUUUCAUGAGAUGUGCCAUAUACUGAGCUGUUAACAUUAACUAGCAGAUGGAGCUGAUUUCUUUAUUUGUAUUCUAUCCGAUCCCCGUUACAUUCAGGACAGGAAACGUACUGAGAUAAAUGUGUUGGAUUAGAUAUUGUGGUGACCAGGUUGAGGAUUGUAUAGUAUUUAAGAUUGUACAGCUGAACCUUUCUGUUCAUUAUUAUUAUUAUAAUAAUAACUAUGAAGGUAGUUGUCAUAGCAUAGUCCGUCAACGUAAGCAAUGCAAUUUUGAUUUUUUUGUUAAAAAGGCAUGCAUUGUGUCCAAAUGUAUAGUGAUACAAAAUAUGAUGUAUUUGAUGUCAUUUUUAUUUAUUAUAUUACUUUGGAAACCGUGAUCAUUUAUAUUGCACCCUUGGAGAGCACUUGCAACACAAAUAAAAAAAAUAUCUUUAAAAA
Messenger RNA from Notothenia coriiceps (black rockcod), 2933 nucleotides. It is a transcript of the gene patl2, whose product is annotated as PAT1 homolog 2. The transcript has 19 exons. Gene Ontology annotation, cellular component: P-body. Bases 85 to 2178 code for a protein of 697 amino acids. The record is from RefSeq and is a predicted model, not a curated record. Gene Ontology annotation, biological process: deadenylation-dependent decapping of nuclear-transcribed mRNA; P-body assembly. NCBI's taxonomy places the organism in Eukaryota, Metazoa, Chordata, Actinopteri, Perciformes, Nototheniidae. Gene Ontology annotation, molecular function: RNA binding.